Spodoptera exigua (beet armyworm) is the source of this 444-nucleotide messenger RNA. The record is from the annotation of a GenBank genome assembly. NCBI's taxonomy places the organism in Eukaryota, Metazoa, Arthropoda, Insecta, Lepidoptera, Noctuidae.
AUGAAUAAACACAAAAUUAGAAGUUUAAAAGUAUGUGUGAACAGCGGACUUAGGCAAUACUCAUUAUGUUGCCCUCCACAACCACCGCGGUGCGGUUGUCCUCCGCAGAUUCCUGGCUUCGGCAGGCGCAUUGUGCCUCCGUCUGACUGCCGCCCAGGGCCUGUGCCACCAAAUCCAUGUGUGCCCAAGUUUCCGGGAAAGGACGGGUGGAGGAAAUAUAGAAGUUUGUUUUUCUUCAUUGGAGUUCCUCUUAUAAUUGUUCAAGCUAUUCACUCGUUGGGACACGAAUUACCGCCAAAAGGAGAAUGUCGUGAUUAUGAAUACAUGCGCAGACGCACAAAGAGGUUCCCAUGGGGAAAAAGAGGUAUAAAAAGUUUAUUCCAUAACCCUCAUGUUAACCAUUUGCCAGGAGAAUGUGAACCUCCGCCUCUAGAUUGUGAUUAG